Messenger RNA from Salmo salar (Atlantic salmon), 1727 nucleotides. Its product is annotated as ubiA prenyltransferase domain-containing protein 1. Lineage: Eukaryota; Metazoa; Chordata; Actinopteri; Salmoniformes; Salmonidae. The record is from RefSeq and is a predicted model, not a curated record. Gene Ontology annotation, cellular component: endoplasmic reticulum; Golgi membrane. Gene Ontology annotation, molecular function: prenyltransferase activity. Gene Ontology annotation, biological process: vitamin K biosynthetic process; menaquinone biosynthetic process.
UUACGAAUCUGUGUGGGAUAGUGAGAGAUCGCACUGAACCACCACCAGAGAACCAAUAACUUCCUGGCCUGCCUUAGUAUUUCUAAUACAUCCGUUGUUGCGAGUGUACAAAAUAAGCGAUAUUUUAAAUCCCAAUUUUUUCCAGUUAUUUUUCUUAUUUUAUUUAAAUGUUCUUAUUGAGGAAUGGCUUCUUCUUGCACAUGUCAUCAACAACACCCGGAACGCAGAUCACAUUGAAGUUUACCUUCUGUUUCUUUGUUUUGUGGACACUGGCAGAGGUAUGGCUGUGGGGCAGAAACCAAGCAGUGCAGAGACAUUUGUUUUGGCUGGAUUGAAUGGACAUGGAGAGACAAGUCACACCGGUUUGAAUGACACUGUGCAGAAUCACACCGCCGACCACCAGAGCUCGGGGAGGGCCAGAGUCGCGUCUGACAUGAGGUACAAGUGUGCUGCUUAUGUGCUGGCCCUGCGGCCGUGGAGUUUCAGCGCCUCCCUCACACCGGUGGCUCUGGGCAGUGCCCUGGCCUACAAGCUGGAGGGCUCUGUGGACUUGGUCAUCCUCAUGGUGUGUGCCGUGGCAGUGCUGGUGGUGCACGGGGCAGGGAAUCUGGUUAACACUUACUAUGACUUCUCCAAAGGGAUCGACCACAAGAAGAGCGACGAUAGGACUCUGGUGGAUGAGAUCCUGGCGCCGCAGGACGUGGUCAUGUUCGGAGCGCUGCUCUACUCUCUGGGCUGCUUGUGUGCCACCCUGCUCUACUUUCUCUCCACGUUGAGGAUGGAGCAUCUGGCCCUUAUUUAUUUUGGAGGGCUCUCCAGCUCUUUUCUGUACACGGGAGGCAUUGGUCUUAAGUACGUGGCCCUGGGGGACGUGGUGAUCCUGAUCACGUUUGGCCCCCUGGCGGUCAUGUUUGCCCAUGCUGUGCAGGUGGGCUACCUGUCUGUCCUGCCUCUGGUCUACGCCGUUCCCCUGGCCCUCAACACAGAGGCUAUCCUACACAGCAACAAUACCAGAGACAUGGACUCUGACAAACAGGCGGGCAUCGUCACUCUGGCCAUUCUCAUCGGGCCAACGUUGUCCUACAUCCUCUUCAACCUCCUGCUGUUUGUCCCUUAUGUGCUCUUCUGCAUCCUGGCCACCCACUACACCAUCAGCAUGGCCCUGCCCCUGCUCACGUUGCCUAUGGCCUUCCCCCUAGAGAGGCAGUUCCGCAGCCAGUGCUAUUCCAAGAUUCCCCAAAAGACAGCCAAGCUCAACCUCCUGAUGGGACUUUUCUAUGUCUUUGGGAUCAUUCUGGCACCUCAAGGCAGCUUACCGCUACUGUGAUUGAAUUGUAGCUUCUUUUAUAGCUUUUUUUGUUGUUGAAAUGCAGACUAGUUUAUGUACAUCUUUGUAUUUGUAAUUGUUUACUUGAGUUCAAAGGCUUUAAUGUAUUGUCUAAUUUAUACGUCCAGAGAAACAGUUUAGUUACUCUUCUUUAAUACUGACAGAUAUAACCAGAUGCGUAACUGGUCCAGUAUUUUGCAUAGUUUUGUGUAUCGAUUGAAGUCUGAGAUGUGUUCAGACUCAUUUGGUAUAAGACUACAGUACAGAGGACAUUUCAAGUCCUGAUGCCUCAAAAUGAGGACAGACGUUGAAGAAACGGUUGCCAUGGGUUGCGGCGGGCCCUCAGACUUGCUACCGGUGAUGCAAUUCUUCAAAAUGUCAAUAAACCAAAUCUAAACCA